AUGUUUUGGUCAGGCGAAUGCAGUGUUUGGACAAUACCGAGUUGUGAACGCGAUCGUAAGUACACCGGUCAUACAAGUCAAGCGGGUUGCGCUCGGUUCCAUCCCGGCGCAUACAUAUCGCAAGAUUCAUUCGCGGUGAACGCGGCCAGUUGUGCACAUGACGGCACCAUCAAGUUGUGGAGUUUAGAGGCAAGUGAGCCACUCUGCGAACUUGAUCCACUCCCGCAACGUGUGGCACGAAUCGCGUUUCAUCCAUCCGGAAGAUUUUUAGCAGCGUGUUGUUUCGAUUGUUCAUGGCGACUCACUGAUUUGGAAUACGAACAAGAGAUUCUUAUCCAAGAAGGACAUAGUCGUCCAGUGUUCCAUGCUGAUUUUCAAGGAGAUGGCUCACUUUUGUUGACAUUAGGUAUGGAUUGUUAUGGUCGAGUGUGGGAUUUACGUACUGGUCGAUGUGUGAUGUUUUUGGAAGGACAUUCCAAGGAAAUUCAUUGUGGACAGUGGCUUCCCAAUGGCUAUCAGAUGGUAACUGGAUCAGCGGAUAACAGUUGUAUGGUAUGGGAUUUGCGUAUACGUCGUGCUCUGAAACCGAUCGCAGCACACAACUCGCUUGUGUCCGGUUUGAAGGUGGAUUCGAAGGGAUUGUAUAUGAUCACAUCGUCGUUCGAUAAUUCGUUAAAGGUAAUAAGCAGUGUCGCAUUUUAA
This is a messenger RNA of Anisakis simplex (herring worm), 702 nucleotides long. The record is from the annotation of a GenBank genome assembly. Lineage: Eukaryota; Metazoa; Nematoda; Chromadorea; Rhabditida; Anisakidae.